Sclerotinia sclerotiorum 1980 UF-70 is the source of this 1764-nucleotide messenger RNA. RefSeq lists its product as hypothetical. Gene Ontology annotation, cellular component: plasma membrane. The record is from RefSeq and is a predicted model, not a curated record. Gene Ontology annotation, molecular function: nucleobase transmembrane transporter activity. Lineage: Eukaryota; Fungi; Ascomycota; Leotiomycetes; Helotiales; Sclerotiniaceae. Bases 1 to 1764 code for a protein of 587 amino acids. Gene Ontology annotation, biological process: transmembrane transport; nucleobase transport. The transcript is spliced from 6 exons.
AUGAUCGGUCAUCUAUUCGGUCUCCUACGCCAAAAGCUGCGAAAUCCGCAUUUUGAAGCAAGAGACACAGCAAAUUUUCAUGGGAAAGAUAAUUGGUUAGAUAAUGAUGAUAUUAGACCUUUGAAAUUGGCGGAUCGUACUUGGAAUGUCUGGACUUAUCUUACAUUUUGGUUUUCUGCAACUUCAACGGUUUCGACAUGGUAUGCUGCAUCAAGUGCUCAGGCUUUGGGAUUGAGUAUGUGGGAAUCGCUUUUGUGUGCUUUUGGUGGUCAAUGUUUGAUUGCUAUUGUCAUUGUAUUCAAUGGUAGAUCAGGAGCUGUAUAUCAUAUUGGUUAUCCUAUUCUCAACAGAGCCGCAUUUGGUGUUUUUGGAGCAUGGUGGCCUACCUUUAAUCGUGCUGUGAUGGCCAUUGUUUGGAAUGGUGUCAAUAUGGUUCAAGGAGGUGAAUGUAUCUAUGUCAUGCUUCACACUUUGAGUCCGCGUGUUGCCAAUUUUAAAAAUGUCAUGGGGGAAGGAUCUGCUCUUGAUUCUGGUGGUAUGCUUGGACUUGGAAUCUUUUGGAUUCUUACCUGUUGCUUCCUUAUUAUUCCUGUGCCAAAGAUGAAAGGUCUUGUAUAUGCAAAACUUAUCGUCUUUAUCAUUUCCGCCGUUGCUAUGUGUGCCUGGACUUUGACCAUGGCUGGUGGUAUUGGACCAGUUGCUCGUCAACCAGGGACAGUUAAAGGCACAGAACGAACAUGGCUUAUCGUUCGAUUUAUACUCCUAGGUGCUGCUAAUUGUGCAACAUUUGCUUCCAACGCGGCGGAUUUCCAACGUUAUGCUCGCAAACCUAAUGAUGUUAUUUGGGGAAACUUGUUAAUCGUAGCAAUCAUCGGUAAUCUAGUUGGUUCCUCAAGUCAAGUCCUCUUUGGCGAAGUCAUCUGGUCCCCACUUACAUAUCUCGAUCGAAUUCUUGAACGUACAUACAAUGCACCUACUCGAGCUGGAUGUUUUUUCAUAGCUGCUUGCUUCGCUUAUUCAGCAAUUUUCUCUUCAAUUUUUGAAAACUCAAUUCCAGCAGGAAAUGAUAUUGCCGCUCUUUUCCCAAAAUACAUAUCCAUCCGCACAGGUUUCUUCAUCUGUGCCGUCAUUUCCAUAGUAAUCCAACCAUGGUACCUCCUCAAAUCCGCCGUCAUCUUCAUUUCCUUCCUCGCCUCCUACCAAAUCUUCCUCUCAGCCAUCACCGGUGUCCUCCUCUGUCAUUACUUUAUCAUCGCCCGCGGUUUCCUCAGCAUCCCAGACCUCUACACCUCGGAUAAAAAUGCUGCAUAUCACUAUACCGGUGGUUGGAACUGGCGUGCCUAUGCCGCAUAUGUCAUCGGCAUAAUUCCAAAUUUCUACGGCUUUUUAAAUAAUAUGGGUGUUAAAGCUCCCCUAGGCGUCACAAGAGCUUAUUAUUUCGCAUAUCCUAUUGGGCUUUUUGUGAGUUUUUUGGUUUAUUGGGGUCUUUGUUAUAAAUGGCCGGUACGGAUUCAAUAUCCCUUAGGUGAGUGGAUGGAGGUUAAGGAUUAUGUGAGGGAGGAGGAGAGGGGGGAUGGAGAGGGAAGUGGAAGUGGAUGGGGUAGUAUGGUUAGUAGGGAGGAGAGAGUAAUAGGUGGAGUUGGGGGAGAGAAAGAUGGAGCUUCUUUGAAUGAGGAGAAAAAUGAGUCGGAUGUGGCGGCGAGGGAAAAUCUAGAGGGCAGAGUGAGAUAUCGUCGACAGGAGAUGUCUGGUGGAGAGAAGUAG